Lachancea lanzarotensis is the source of this 1011-nucleotide messenger RNA. Its product is annotated as LALA0S12e00254g1_1. Bases 1 to 1011 code for a protein of 336 amino acids. The record is from RefSeq and is a predicted model, not a curated record. NCBI's taxonomy places the organism in Eukaryota, Fungi, Ascomycota, Saccharomycetes, Saccharomycetales, Saccharomycetaceae. Gene Ontology annotation, biological process: S-methylmethionine cycle. Gene Ontology annotation, molecular function: S-adenosylmethionine-homocysteine S-methyltransferase activity. The transcript has a single exon.
AUGAGGCUGCCGCUCGAGAAAUUUUUGAAAGAAGGUAUUUUACUCUUGGAUGGCGGACAAGGAACUGAGUUAGAAAACAGGGGCAUAUGCAUCUCUCAUCCACUAUGGUCAACACUUCCAUUCCUCACCAAAGAUGAAAAAGAAUUGAAGGUUAUUAAGGAAAUGUAUCAAGAUUUCGUAAGGGCAGGCAGUAACACUCUGAUGACAAUUACCUACCAGUCAUCUUACAGCUCUGUGAAAAAAAAUGCAGGAGGAUUGAUUAACACUGAAGAAGAGUAUGUGGCUUUUCUGGAGUCCAUAAUUGAAUUUACUGACCGCGAGUGUACAAGCUCCGAUGAAUAUUUGGUGGGAAGCGUGGGUCCCUAUGCUACGUAUUUGUCAAACGGGUCUGAGUAUUCUGGCGAUUAUGGCAAAGACAAGAUAGAUUUCAUUGAAUAUUACAGGCCGCAGGUGAAAACUUUCGCACGGUCACCGCGUAUAGACUUGAUUGGCAUUGAAACCGUUCCAAACAUAAAUGAGUUUGAGGCUCUGUUGAGCCCUGCGUUUGCACAUCUUUGUUCCUCAAAGCCAUAUUUCAUUAGCAUCACCACGGACGCAAACGGCAAUUUGAGGGACGGGACUUCCCUACAGGACAUUUGUCUCACCAUUGAAAAAGCGGCGCCCUUCUUUCCCCCGAAUUUUCUUUUCUUCUCUAUCAAUUGUGUUGAGUUCGCUCACUGCACUAAGAUUAUGUGCUCUCUAAACAAUUGUCUUGACAGUCUCAAUGUAGACAGGCGUUUCAGCUUCAAGGGAGUCUAUCCGAAUUCUGGAGAGAUUUAUCAUGGAGACACUCACUCAUGGAGCAAAGGUCUUCACGCAGAAGAUCAGAGAAGCUGGGAAGACAUGGCUUAUCAGCUUUUAGACCAACAGUGUACCAUGAUCGGCGGUUGUUGUAGAACUGGCCCCAAGGAAAUUCGUGAAGUGUAUUUGGCUGCAAAGGCCUAUAGUGACAGAGGCAAGUUUUCCGGAUGA